AUGCUGAAUUCNGCCGAAUCAAACCCAAUAUCAAAACUGUCAAUACCAUAUCAAAUCCAAUACUCCAAUACCAAAACUAAAUCGAAACCAAAUCACCAAAACCAAGAAUUUUGCGACUCUUGCAAUUCUUCAUUUUCACGAUAUGAUGUUCAUCGUUAUCAUCAUCAUCAUCGUCAUCAUGAUCGUCGUUGUCGUGGUGAUAGUCGAAUGAUAUCACUAAAUCGUGAUGAUUCUUGGCAAAGGCGUCGAUCGACACGUAGUAAUAAGAAAAACAAGAUGGUCACUUGA
This is a messenger RNA of Rotaria socialis, 288 nucleotides long. Lineage: Eukaryota; Metazoa; Rotifera; Eurotatoria; Philodinida; Philodinidae. The record is from the annotation of a GenBank genome assembly.